AUGUCUUCAAUUAGACAAAAGGGUAUCAGUGAGCAAUCACGCAAAAAAUUGUCAGAAAACUUUGAACUUUCUCAAAAACAACCCAGGAAUAUUCGAGAUGUUGUAAGUAGCUAUAAUUUACCUUUUUGGGUUUCUUGAACAUUUUAUCAAUUCAGAUGAUAGUUCUUGGUGGCUGGUUACAUAAAAAAGCAACAAAUAGUAUUGAAUGGUUCGAUGUUGAGAAAAAUAAAUGGAUCCGAUCGAGUUUGCAACUACCACUAAAGCUUGCUUAUCAUGGAGCUGCUAUCAUUGAUGAAGUCAGUUUUUUAUAAAAUCAUUUUUCAUUAUAAAAAUUUUAGAUUUUGUACGUUUACGGAGGUUCUGAUGGUACAAGAUUUCGAUGUGAAACUUGGAAACUUAAUCCGGAAACAUGGACUUGGGAACAAUGUGAUCCGAUGUUUGAAGCGAGAAAUUUCAUAACUAAUAGUUCUGUAGUUUUUGAAAAAAAGAUUUAUGUUUUUGGAGGACAAAAUGGUAGAGAAUAUGCAGCUAAUAUGAGAGAUCAUACAAGAAGUAGAACUGGUGAAUUCUAUGAUCCAAAAAUUGACAAGUGGACAAAAACUGCGUAUGUUUGCAAAAUCCACUUUGUUUCAUUAAAAAUGUGAUUUUUCAGACAAAUGAAUGAUAUGAGAUCAGAUUGUGGUGCAGUUGUUUAUGAUAAUCAAAUCUAUAUUAUUGGCGGUUUUGAUGGUCAUAGUAUUAUUCCAACUGUCGAAGUUUAUAAUCCAUAUGGUGAUUUUUUCAUAAUAAUUGAUUCAUUACCUACUCCAUUAUCUGGCCAUAGUGUUUUGAUUCAUAAUUCUCAACUUGUUGUAAUUGGAGGAUUUGAUGGAAGAACAAGACAAGAUAAAAUUCUGACUUGGUCGAAAAGAGGAGAAUGGAUUGAACAUGAAAACAAGAUGAAAGCUGGUAGAUCAACUAGUUCAGCAUGUUCUUAUCGCGGAGUUGUUGUAACUAUUGGAGGAUAUUCAAAAUACGUUGAUGAUGAAUGCGAAGUGUUACUUGGAAAUGGUGAAGAAUAUACAAUGGAAAUACCUAGUUUAUUGAAAAAUAAGAGUGCUUGUAAAGUUAUAAUUGGGGAGAAUUGGAGAAGUAAACUCGAGGAAAUUGGAACAGUUGAUAUUGAAGAAAAUCAUGAUUCGGUUGUAGAAGAAGAACUUCAAAUGGAAACAGAAUGA
Caenorhabditis angaria is the source of this 1217-nucleotide messenger RNA. The record is from the annotation of a GenBank genome assembly. Lineage: Eukaryota; Metazoa; Nematoda; Chromadorea; Rhabditida; Rhabditidae.